UCACCUUGGCCGUCUACGACGACUACAGCAGCGCGGCAAGCCAGACAGACAAAGAGCUGUACUUGCAGCAGAGGUCUACUCACAAGGGAGCCCCGUCUCCUCACCAAUCCAGCACCACCUACGCCAUCUCCAACCUUCUUGUCACUUGCCUCCCCAACCUCGCAACGCGGAGACUCCACUUGACGACACCAUGAGCGCAAACGAUCCCAACACACUGCACUCUUCAGAUUUCGAGCUCGAUGAUGACCAGCUCGAAGCACCACUCAUGAGGCCAGCCUUCAUGGCAGGCCCAUCAAGGUCACCAUACCAUCUACCAGCGAGCGAACAGCUGCGUGGCGUCGCAAAUCGUAUCAUCUUCAGUCGCUACUACAUUCUGUUCUACUUUGUCAUGAUGAGCUUGAGUUUGACCACAGUUGUUCUCAGUCUCAUUGCAACAAGUCGACAGCAAUGCCCCCCGCUGUCAUGGCAUGUUCUCGAAGUGAUUGUCAACUUCCUCAUGGUGGUCGAGGUGUCGACAAGGUGGAUUGCGUACGGCAAGAAAUACCCCAUGACAUUGCUCAAUCUUCUCGAUCUGGGCCUUGUCCUCUUCUGUGUCAUCACACUCAUCCUGGUCUUCGCCAACCCGUGUGCCGAGGGAACCACGAGGCAGGAGGAGAUCCUUGACACCAUCCUUUUGACCAUCCGUAACGGCGUGCAGUUCCUGCGUCUUGGAAACAUUCUUCGACGAUCCGGGCACUCUCUAUUCAACCCUCCGAAGCCCAUGGACCUCAGUCAGGCACGACAGGCGUCCUUGGCUCUCGACCUAGACCUGGACAUCGACGAUGAGGAAGCGAUCGCCGAGCGCAACUUGACCAGCGGCCGCACCCUCGCAGGCUACCAACCCGUUUAUGCCGAUGACCGCACGCCUCCACGUGUUCAGUCGAACAACACUCUGGGUUCCAAUGAGCAUAUUGGAGAAGACCAAGAUGCUUGGAACCGAUAAUUCAGCGUGCAUGCCUAGAUAGACGCUUCUGUUGCAAUGUUGAGAUGCAGUGACAUUUACCUCAUUGUCAA
Molecule: messenger RNA, 1053 nt
Organism: Vanrija pseudolonga
Lineage: Eukaryota; Fungi; Basidiomycota; Tremellomycetes; Trichosporonales; Trichosporonaceae
Exons: 5
Coding region: 191-982 (263 amino acids)
Source: RefSeq, a predicted model, not a curated record